CACAGUACUCAAAUUUUGCUUUUUGGACCGGAAUAUGAAGAUAUGUGUGAACCGAACCGCCAGUUUUGAUGCUGUGAGACCGGUUCAGGGCGGUGUCAUUUUUGAUGUCUUUCAGUUUCUUCACCAAGUGCCCUGUACGAGAAGAGAACCUGCGUGGAAUUCCAUCGAUCAACCGUUCGUAUCACUCUUCCUUUGAUGCCUGUGCCGAGCUGAUUGAUGCUUGUGCUCGUAAUCGAGCACUUCGCUCAGGAAAAGCCCUUCAUGCCCAUUUGAUCGUUACUGGUCUUUGUACUACCGCUCACAUUGCCUCCAAAGUUAUCGGCUUCUACACAGACUGUGGAAGCACAGUUGAUGCCCGACGUGUGUUCGAUGAAAUUCCUGAAUCAGAUGUUCGCCGUUGGACCGUCCUCCUUGGUGCCUUUGCUCGGCGCGGCUACCAUCAGGAGGCUUUAGAUUUGUUCCUCGAGAUGAGGAGGGAGGGGAUGGAGCCCAACAGUUUUGUGUUUCCCAGCAUCCUCAAAGUCUGUGGGCAGCUCUCAGAUCGACGAGCCGGAGAGAAUGUGCACGUUUUGGUUCUGAAACUUUCCGUCGAAGACGAUUUGUUCAUCAACUCCGCGUUGAUUGAUAUGUACUCAAAAUGUGGGCACAUCAAAAAGGCGCGCACAGUGUUUGAUAUGAUGGUAGGGAAAGAUUUGGUCACAUUCAAUGCUAUGGUUUCAGGUUAUGCUCAAAAUGGCUUUGCAAAAGAGGCAAUUGGAUUGGUAGAGAACAUGAAGUUUUGGGGUCUGAAGCCAGAUGUUGUAACCUGGAACACAUUGAUUAGUGGGUUUUCGCAGAAGGGCGAUCCUCUGGCUGUUCGAGACCUGCUCAAGUCAAUGAGCUUUGCUGGUAUUGAGCCGGAUGUGGUGUCUUGGACCUCUGUUAUAUCUGGACUCGUACAGAGUUCCAAAAACGAAGAUGCUUUUAAAACAUUCAAGGAGAUGAUGGCUUGCAGGAUUUACCCCAAUUCGGCCACCAUUAGUAGUCUCUUGCCUGCUUGUGCUACAUCUGCCAAUCUGAGGCUUGGGAAGGAAAUGCAUGGUUAUGCAGUUGUGCUUGGAGUGGAGAACGACAUCUUUGUGAGAAGCGCUCUUCUUGACAUGUAUGCAAAAUGUGGUCUUAUAACCGAAGCUAAGUUGUUAUUCUCUGACAUGUCUGAAAAGAACGCAGUCUCUUGGAAUUCCAUGAUUUUUGGGUUGGCUAGCCAUGGUUAUUGUAACGAAGCAAUCGAAACUUUCACUCAGAUGGAGAAGGAAGAUAGUAAGAGUGUCGAUCACCUGACCUUCACGGCAGCUCUCACUGCUUGUAGUCAUGGAGGUAUGAUUGAACUUGGAAAGAGUUUGUUCCACAAGAUGCAGGAAGCUUACAAGAUAGAGCCAAGGCUCGAGCAUUAUGCUUGCAUAGUGGAUCUUCUUGGUCGAGCUGGAAAACUAUCAGAAGCUUACGUCUUUAUUGAGGCAAUGCCCGUGGAACCUGAUUUGUUUGUGUGGGGAGCCCUACUAGGAGCAUGUAGGAACCACGGGAACUUGGAACUUGCAGAAGUAGCAGCUCGGCAUCUUUCAAAGCUUGAGCCUGGAAAUGCAGGGAAUAGUAUGUUGCUGUCUGAAUUAUAUGCCAAUGCCAGUAAUAAUUGGAAUGCAAGGUUGAGAAUGAAAAGAAGAAAACUGAUAAAGUUUCUUGGUUCUAGUUGGAUAGAGUCUGUCUGAUGCUCAGACACAGCUUGAAGUGAAUGCUAUUAUUUUUUCAUCCUGAGGAAUGAAAAAGUUUACUCUUGCACAUUAAAACUGGUGCAAUUACAAUCUGUUACAACUCAGUAAAGGACUACUGUGGAGGAUCGGAUGAUGAGCAGAGAUAAUUAGUGAUUACACUGGAUGGUUCAGAUAAGUGUGACCAUUUGAUUCGGGAGAUAGGGAAACUGAGAACUUGCCAAGAAAAAAGAUACAUCUAUUGCAUUGAAAGCCACAUUUCUGGUAUCUAUCUCACAAAACCUAGUUGACAGUUGACACUAUCGACUGGUAACUAGAUUUGACAUGCCCCGCUGGUUCGUGAAGGAAGGAUUGGCAUUGAGCCAUGUCUUAGGGUUUGAUAGGCGUGUAUAUGCGGAACCUGUUUGAUAAUUUCAAUAAAUGGGUCAAAAAAGAGGAAUAUGUUUGAGUCCAAUUCUCCAAACCCUAUUUUAAGCCCAUGAAGAUACACCUCAGCGCACUUUCCUCAGCCAAUUUCUCAUUUUUGCUGCAGCUUGUCCUAAAUAAGAGAAGAGGAAAAGAAGUGAGAAGAGAGGGAAAGAGAAAAGGAAGAAGCCAAGAGAGAGAGGAAGGGAACCACGGACAACUUGACAUGCCGAAUCAACGUCAUUUCGAAGUGCUCGGUAAGAAUUCCAAGUCUUGAUUUAUUUAUUUGGAGAUAAUUUCUUAGUACAUAUGUAAUUUCGGAUCAUGUUGAAUUUUGAGUUGCUGGGUUGGUUCUCGAGAUUGGUGAACUGUGAAAUCACGUUAUAAAGAAAUUUUGGGGUGUCGUGGAUGUGUAAAUUUCAUAGAAGUUGAUUUGAGUGUAUAGUUUGGUCAGAGUGAAAUUUUGGAGUUUGUUGCACCAAAUUUGAA
Messenger RNA from Rhodamnia argentea, 2639 nucleotides. RefSeq names its product pentatricopeptide repeat-containing protein At5g59600. The transcript has a single exon. Gene Ontology annotation, biological process: RNA modification. Gene Ontology annotation, molecular function: RNA binding; protein binding. Lineage: Eukaryota; Viridiplantae; Streptophyta; Magnoliopsida; Myrtales; Myrtaceae. The record is from RefSeq and is a predicted model, not a curated record. Bases 105 to 1745 code for a protein of 546 amino acids.